This is a messenger RNA of Exophiala xenobiotica, 1218 nucleotides long. RefSeq lists its product as uncharacterized. NCBI's taxonomy places the organism in Eukaryota, Fungi, Ascomycota, Eurotiomycetes, Chaetothyriales, Herpotrichiellaceae. The record is from RefSeq and is a predicted model, not a curated record. Gene Ontology annotation, molecular function: epoxide hydrolase activity. The coding region runs from base 1 to 1218 and encodes 405 amino acids. The transcript has 7 exons. Gene Ontology annotation, biological process: epoxide metabolic process.
AUGUCCGCCUACAGUCAGCUUCCCCAUCCUCCCUCCUUUGAAAUGUCCAAGUUCACUCUUGAGACGCCGCAAAAAGACCAGGAAUAUCUUGUUGAGCUGCUGCGACUUUCCAAGCUUGGGCCCAAGACGUAUGAAAAUAUGCGCUCGGAUGGAAAGUAUGGUGUCACAUAUGAGUGGAUGGCCGAGGCAAAGGAGUACUGGGAGAACCAAUUUAGCUGGCCUGCAGUCGAAACGCACAUUAACGGAUUUCCCAACUUCAUGGCACAGGUUUCGGAUGAUGAUGGCAAACUAUACCCCAUCCAUUUUGUCGGCCUUUUCUCCCGAAAACGGGGUGCAAUUCCCUUGAUGUGCAUUCACGGCUGGCCCGGCAGUUUCCUGGAAUUUCUGGGCGUCCUGACGGCGCUUCAAAACAAGUAUACUCCUGAUGAACUGCCCUAUCAUGUCGUUGUGCCCUCACUACCGGGAUAUGCGUUCUCGGCAACACCGCCUCUCGAUAAAGACUGGGUACUAGAGGACUCGGCACGCUUGAUGCAUAAACUCAUGCACGGCCUCGGGUUCGGCGCGGGCUAUUGCUUGCAAGGGGGAGAUAUUGGCAGCUAUGCAGCUCGGAUAAUGGCCACCCUCUACGAUUCUUGUAAAGCUCUGCAUCUCAAUUUCUGCAUCAUGACUUCCCCAGACGAGAUGGUGCAUGGCAGGCUGCCGAUCGAAAGCUUCGAAAGGGAAAGUCUGAAGCGAGCUGAUGAUUUUGCCAAGUUCGGGACAGCAUAUGCCUUGGAGCAUUCCACGCGGCCCGCUACUAUCGGCUUUGCUUUGUCGUCCAGCCCACUGGCUUUACUCGCAUGGAUUGGAGAGAAAUAUCUCAAAUGGACCGACAAGACGCCUUCUCUGGAUGAAAUAUUGGCUUCGGUGACGCUGUAUUGGCUGACCGAGACCUUCCCACGCGCAAUCUACCCCUAUCGGCAAGAACUUAUUGAGAGCCCACAGCAGGAGUGGACCGAAGACGACAGCCGCAAAGUCUUCAACCAAGGGCCUCAUCGCUACAUGCUCCACCCCGACCCGAAGUAUUACUGCCACAAACCGUUGGGCUAUUCCUGGUUCCCAAAGGAGAUCGCACCGGUCCCCAGAAGCUGGGCGGCGACCACUGGAAAUAUGGUUUGGUUCAAGAGUCACAACGAGGUAAGUGGAGUUUCUCGACCUUGUGAAGAGAUCGAGGCAUAA